This is a messenger RNA of Lodderomyces elongisporus, 3843 nucleotides long. RefSeq names its product calcium-transporting ATPase (gene PMC1). Lineage: Eukaryota; Fungi; Ascomycota; Pichiomycetes; Serinales; Debaryomycetaceae. Gene Ontology annotation, biological process: calcium ion transmembrane transport; intracellular calcium ion homeostasis. Gene Ontology annotation, molecular function: P-type calcium transporter activity; ATP binding; ATP hydrolysis activity. The coding region runs from base 1 to 3843 and encodes 1280 amino acids. Gene Ontology annotation, cellular component: intracellular membrane-bounded organelle; plasma membrane. The transcript has a single exon. The record is from RefSeq and is a predicted model, not a curated record.
AUGGCACCACGAACACGAGCAGAACGAUUGGGCACAGCCCACAAUUUGGAGCUUCCACAAUACGACUAUGAAGCAGACGACCAAUCAUCAACAAACUCUGCUUCGCCACUCCAGGGCGAAACAGCCUUGGAUGCAGUCGCAGAUGCAGAGGCAGAUGCAGACCAAGAUCAAGAUCAAGAUCAAGAGAUUGAAAAAAGUGCACAGGUGAGCAAGUUGAAAAAGGACCACGUCGUUGAAGACCACUACCCUAUAGACAACUCAACAGAUGAAGGACCUGCACUCUCCUCAACUGCUCCUCAGCAACACCGCCCAUUAUCCAAAAAACCCACAACAACGCUAUCCUUGGGAAGACCACUCUCGCGAAUUUUAACAUCAACCAUGUCACAUAAACACAUGCAAGACUGCAAGAUCUCACCAGAAGAAUUGACACCACUUCAUGACCCAAAAUCAUUGAAAUAUCUCUACCACUUGGGAGGCUUUGAUAAACUCUUGGGACUCCUCGAUACAACAAAAAGGGGACUAAACGACUCGGACACCCAGGACUUUGAAAGACGAAGAUACAAUUAUGGUGUAAACAAGUUGCCACAACGUGUCUCAAAAACUUUUUUCCAACUAUGCUGGGAGGCCAUGAAGGAUAAAGUGUUGAUCAUCUUAUCCAUUGCCGCUGUUGUCUCUUUGGCAUUGGGACUCUAUGAAACAUUUGGCAGUGGAACCCAAUACGACGACGAAGGAAAACCAUUGCCAAAAGUAGACUGGGUCGAAGGUGUGGCAAUCUUGGUGGCUGUAUGCAUAGUGGUGAUUGUUGGUGCAGCAAACGAUUACCAAAAAGAACGACAAUUUGCCAAACUAAAUGCAAAAAAGGAGGAUCGCGAAUUGAUUGUGGUGCGAAACGGCGAACAAAAGCUAAUCUCCAUUUAUGACUUGCUCGUUGGUGACAUCAUCAAUUUGCAAACUGGUGAUAUCGUACCCGCAGACUCAAUCUUGUUCCAAGGUGAAGUUGAAUGCGACGAAAGUGCAUUAACCGGUGAGUCAGCAACCAUCAAAAAAGUCCCGGUAGAGGAAGCAAUGUCCAUUUACGAAAACAACUUGCCCACAGAUGAAGAUAUAGGAAGCCAAAAAAUCAAGUUGCGUGACCCAUACCUAAUAUCGGGAGCAAGAAUCUUGUCGGGUUUGGGAAAUGCCGUUGUUACCGCAGUUGGGAAAAACUCCAUCCAUGGCAGAACUAUGCUCAGUUUGCAUGUCAAAGCGGAAACUACCCCAAUGCAAGAAAGAUUGGACAAUUUGGCAGAAGGCAUCUCCAAAUACGGAUUCUUGGCAGCCCUUGUUUUGUUUAUCGUUUUAUUCAUCCGCUAUUGCGUAGAUAUCGCACCAGGCGGAAGUUUUCACGAAUUACCAUCAGCUGAAAAGGGUAAAAAAUUUAUCGAUAUCAUCAUCACUGCAGUCACAAUUGUUGUGGUUGCAAUCCCCGAGGGCCUUCCACUUGCAGUGACUUUGGCAUUGGCCUUUGCCACAACUAGAAUGGCACAGAAUGGUAAUUUGGUGAGAGUGUUGAAGUCUUGUGAAACAAUGGGUGGAGCAACUGCAGUUUGCUCUGACAAGACUGGUACCUUGACGGAAAACAAGAUGAGAAUUGUUCGAGGCUUUUUUGGAUUGAAAGCAGAUGGCUCUCUUUUAGAGUUUAAUGAUACUGCUGACAAUCAAUACGGGGAACCAACUGCUGCUGAAGCCAGCAACGAAAUCACGCCCGAGCUCAAGACAUUUCUUGCAACAAACAUUACACUCAAUUCAACUGCAUUUGAAAAUUCUGAAUACGAUGAAACAAAGGCCAAUUUGGCUAAACAGAGACCACGUCAAAAGUCCUUUUUCCGCAAAUUGCUUAAAAAUGGUGAUAGCUCAAGCCAGGAUGCAUUGGCAUUGGGAGUACAGGAAGAGCCUUAUUUGGGAAAUAAAACUGAGUCGGCAUUAUUACUUCUCACUAGAAACGUUUUCCAUUUGUUUAAUUCCAAAACUCUUGACCAAAUUAGACGUGAAAGCCAUCAUGAUGUCGUUCAAGUUAUACCAUUUGAAAGUUCAAGAAAAUGGGCAGGUAUCGUUAUGAAGAUUGAAAAUGGGUACAGAGUUUAUGUCAAGGGUGCAGCUGAGAUUAUUUUCAAAAAUUGUGGAUUCGAAAAUAACACCGCUGGUGACUUGAUCAAACUCGAUAGAACCAAGCGUGAUGACGUGUUAUCAAAGAUUGAUGAGUAUGCAAAUGAUGCUCUUCGUGCUAUUGCCUUGGGCCAUCGCGACUUUGUUGGACUAGACUCUUGGCCACCCCUGGAGUUGGCAUCAAAGGACAAUCAACAAGAGGCCAACCCACUGGCGUUGAUAAAUGUUAGCGCAAGCGCUAGUGAGAUUAAGAAGCAAUUUAUCUUGGACUCGCUUGUCGGUAUACAAGAUCCAUUGAAACCAGGCGUGGCCGAAGCUGUUCGCAAGUGUAAAAAAGCAGGUGUCACCGUGCGUAUGGUUACCGGUGACAACUUGAACACGGCAAAAGCCAUUUCCAAGGAAUGUGGUAUCCUCACAUCUGAUGAUUUAUCCAACGAGUAUGCAUUUAUGGAAGGUCCCACCUUUCGUAAAUUGUCAUUAAAAGAGAGAAACAGAGUUGUGCCCGAGUUGAGAGUGCUUGCUAGGUCUUCGCCAGAAGACAAACGAAUUUUGGUGGACACUUUGAGAAAGCAAGGCGAGGUUGUUGCUGUUACCGGUGACGGAACAAAUGACGCUCCAGCAUUGAAGUUGGCAGAUGUCGGAUUUUCUAUGGGUAUUGCUGGUACUGAGGUUGCAAGAGAAGCCUCGGAUAUCAUCUUGAUGACCGAUGACUUUACAGAUAUCGUCCAGGCAAUCAAGUGGGGUAGAACCGUGGCCUCGUCCAUAAAGAAAUUUAUCCAGUUCCAGCUUACCGUUAACAUCACUGCGUGUAUGCUUACAUUUGUCUCUGCUGUUGCGUCUUCAAAGAAUCAAUCGGUCCUUACUGCAGUGCAAUUGCUUUGGGUUAAUUUGAUUAUGGAUACUCUUGCUGCAUUGGCUUUGGCUACAGAUAAACCAGAUGAUUCUUUUCUUGACAACAAGCCUGCAGGUCGCUCUGCUCCACUCAUUUCAACUUCAAUGUGGAAAAUGAUUCUUGGUCAAUCCGCCACACAAUUGGUCAUUACAUUUGUUCUUCAUUUUGCUGGCCAGCAACUCUUUUUUGGCUCAAACUCACACAUUAGUGAUCAUCAAAAGAAGCAAUUGGAUGCCAUGACAUUCAACACAUUUGUUUGGUUGCAAUUCUGGAAAUUGUUUGUUACUAGGAAACUAGACGAGGCCGAUGACGUGACAACCGUCCGCGGAAGGUUUACAUUAUACAAUCUUAACUUUUUCUCCCAUUUGUUCCGUAACUGGUACUUUAUUAGUAUCGCACUUAUUAUCGGAGGCUUUCAAAUUCUUAUUAUGUUUGUUGGUGGUGCUGCUUUCUCUGUUGCAAGGCAGACCCCUGGUAUGUGGGCAACAGCGAUAUUGUGUGGUUUCAUAAGUAUUCCCAUGGGUUUGAUAAUUCGACUCAUUCCUAAUGUUUGGGUCGAAAAAAUCUUCCCUACACGUGCAUUCAACAAGUUUAUUUAUAUUGUUGGUUUUGGCUGGUUGAAGAAAAAGAAGAAGUUUGAUGAAGAAGAAGAUGAUGAUGACGAAAAUAGAGAAGAGGCGAUAGGAACAGAACCCAUUAGAACAGGGACUGGAACUGCAACCAGAACUGCAACCAGAACUGCAACGGGGAUGGGGGAAAGAGAGAUAGAUGAACAUGAAUUGCAAGACAAAAAAGUUACACUGUAG